AUGGAGGGAGAUCAGCUUGGGUAUUCCUUGCUUCAGUCUCUGUUAUGCUCCAGCUGGCCUGGGGUAUGCGCAGCUUUGAUCACCCGGCAUCGUGGCUCAGCGGUCUCCUCUGCGGGUGAAGAUCAAAGCCUGCACAAAGGGAUUUAUGGUGCAGGCCAAUGGCUUCCGUUGAUUCUUACCGUUGGGAUUCUUACUGGAGUCUCUUGCAUUGGUGCACUAGGCUUCCUGCGGGAAGGCAAGCAAGAGAGGAGUGUGGACAACCGGAGUCAGCAAGAUCAUGGAGAUUCCUGCAACGAAGCAAGCUAUUCCCGUUUACUGGUGCAGGGUGGCUGA
Molecule: messenger RNA, 333 nt
Organism: Aspergillus oryzae RIB40
Lineage: Eukaryota; Fungi; Ascomycota; Eurotiomycetes; Eurotiales; Aspergillaceae
Exons: 2
Coding region: 1-333 (110 amino acids)
Source: RefSeq, a predicted model, not a curated record